AUGCAGUCUCAUGACUUAGUCUUUACUCCACUACCUAUUAAAGAAGGAGACAAGACGUACAUAGACAGCUUCCAUUCAGACACCCAGAAGGACACAGAAAGGCAAGACAAUUAAACAGAGCUAACUGUAUUAUCAGCUGGUGGAGAGUGCUACCAGCUCACCUUCAUGUUCCCCAUUUUCUUCUCUGCAUUUAUCCUGUCUGCUUACUGCUUAACCAAAGGAAACUGCAUCUCCUAUGAUGAGCUGAAAGAGCUGAAGACUGAAUUUGCCAUCAAUCUCUACCGGCAUGUAUCCGAAGCAGAGAACAGAACCAAUCUGGUAGUCUCUCCAGCAAGUGUGUCUGUUUCUCUGGAGCUGCUGCAGUUUGGAGCUCAAGGCAAUACCUUUACGGAGCUGCAGGAUGCCCUAGGAUACAACAUUCAUGAUCAAAAUGUGCAGGAUUUCUUGCACGUGGUGUACGAAGGAGCAACCGACUCCAGCCAAGGCACGGUGGUUCAGCUGGCAUGUUCCUUGUUUGUGGACGCUGGCGUGCAGCUCUCGCCCCGCUUCGCUGCACGUGCCGCGCACUGGGCAAACAGCAGCCUGCAGCAAACCAACUUCACUGACCCUAACAGAACCAAAGCCCAAAUACAGGAAUGGCUCACCGGUAACCUUGGAGGCGGGGAUGUGCGUGACAUGCCGUUGGAGAGCGCUGGGUUGCCUUUCAGCCAGGUCGCCUUGGUGAGCACCAUGUACUUCAAAAGCAUGUGGCAAAAGAAGUUUUCCUUUAUGGAUACCCAGAUGUUGCCUUUUACCACAGCAGAGGGCUCAACGCUGAAAGUGCCCACAAUGCAUCACACAGCCGAAGUUAACUACGGCCAGUUCCAGACUGCAGCUCUGCAGGCUUUCAGCGUGGUCGAGUUACCCUACCUGGGGGAGAAACUCAGCAUGCUCCUGGUGCUUCCCAGCCACAAAAGAACAUCUUUGUCCCAGAUUGAGUCUCACCUUUCUGCCAAAACCAUAACCCUCUGGGCCAACAGCUUAAAGAGAACGAAGAUGGACAUUUUUCUACCUAGGUUCAGUAUUCAAAGCCUUUUUGACCUAAAGACAGUUUUUUCUGCCUUGGGAAUUAGAGACGCAUUUGAUCCCAUCACUGCUAAUUUUAAAGGUAUUUCAGAGCAAGGUAGUCUUUAUAUUUCAGAAGCUAUUCACAAAGCAGAAAUUGAAGUAACAGAAGAUGGUACGAAGGCAUCAGGAGCUACAGCAAUCGUAUUACUAAAAAGAUCUCGAACGCCUAUUUUCAAAGCAGACAGACCUUUCACGUUUUUCCUGAGACAAGCUAACACAGGUACGCAUGCUCUCCGUUUCAGUAGCAGAAUCCUUUACAAGUAG
Molecule: messenger RNA, 1371 nt
Organism: Gavia stellata (red-throated loon)
Lineage: Eukaryota; Metazoa; Chordata; Aves; Gaviiformes; Gaviidae
Gene: SERPINE3
Product: serpin family E member 3
Exons: 8
Biological process (GO): negative regulation of endopeptidase activity
Molecular function (GO): serine-type endopeptidase inhibitor activity
Source: RefSeq, a predicted model, not a curated record